This is a messenger RNA of Rhododendron vialii, 2585 nucleotides long. RefSeq names its product zinc finger BED domain-containing protein DAYSLEEPER-like. Gene Ontology annotation, molecular function: DNA binding; protein dimerization activity. The record is from RefSeq and is a predicted model, not a curated record. Lineage: Eukaryota; Viridiplantae; Streptophyta; Magnoliopsida; Ericales; Ericaceae. The transcript has 2 exons. The coding region runs from base 305 to 2365 and encodes 686 amino acids.
UAGUAACUUUAUAUUGGACCCCAAAAGUCCAAUCCAAUGUGGUUUAAUUUUUCCCCAAUAACCUUAUCUCGUCAACCAAACCAACCCCCCCAAGAAAACCAAUAGGUCCAAUUACGUUUCGCGGGUUCAAGCCCAAUUCUCUCUCUCCUCCACCCCCUCCCUCUCUCUCCUCGACGAAGGCGAAACCCUAGAUCUCACCCAGUUGCAGUGGAGCUCAGCAUCUCUCUUCACAUCGUUAUCUGCUUCUGGGUCUCUCUCUUAAUCAAAACUGGCUCUGCUGCCUGACAUCAUUUCUCCUCCUAAGAUGGAGACGCCUACUGAGAACAAUGUUCUAGCCACUGUGGAAACACAAGCCAUUAUGGAAACACCUACCUUCGUGGAAACACCAACCUUUGUGGAAACACCACCUAACAAGCGGAGGAAAAAGAAGUCUGCAGUGUGGGAGCACUUUUACAUCGAAAAUAUGGGUGAUGGAUCCAGAAGGGCAUGCUGUAAGAUAUGUAAGCAAUCUUUUGCAUACAGCAACGGUUCGAAAGUAGCAGGUACAAGCCACCUCAAACGCCACAUUGCCAAGGGGACUUGCCCUGUAGUACUUCGAAACCAGGAGAGGGACCCAUUAUCUCCGUACAGUGCACCAUCAAAGAUGGGUGGAACCGAUCCACCGAAAAGGAGGUACAGAACUCCUUCCUCAUCAGCUUACUAUGGAUUCGAUCCUGACCGUUGCCGCCACGAGAUCGCUCAGAUGAUCAUCAUGCACGAUUACCCGCUUCACAUGGUUGAACAUCCUGGUUUUAUUGCUUUCGCCAAGAAUCUUCAGCCGCGGUUCGAUAUGGUGAGUUUCAACACCAUCCAAGGGGAUUGUGUUGCCACAUACCUUAGGGAAAAGCAAAGCCUUCAGAAGGUGAUUGAAGCAAUCCCCGGACGGCUAUGCCUUACACUUGACUUGUGGACUUCUAGGCAAUCCAUGGGCUAUGUGUUUCUGACUGGACAUUUUAUCGAUCCAGAUUGGAAGUUACACCGGAAAAUUCUCAAUGUUGUGAUGGAACCAUAUCCUGAGUCAGAUUCUGCUUUUGGACACGCCGUUUCGGCUUGCCUUUCUGAUUGGAAUAUGGACGGCAGGUUAUUUUCUCUCACUUUAAACCAACCCUUGAGUGAAGCUGGACUUGAAAAUCUUAGAGCUUUACUUUCUAUCAAGAAUCCACUAAUGCUCAGUGGCCAGUUGUUGGUUGGGAAUUGCCUUGCUCGUACUUUAAGCAGCAUAGCCCAAGAAGCAUUAACGGUAGCGCAUGAAACUGUCAACAAAAUAAGGGAUGCUGUGAAGCACGUGAAGACGUCAGAAUCGAACGAGGAGAGAUUUUUAGAGCUUAAGCAACAACUUCAAGUUCCUAGCACAAAGAGCCUAGCUCUUGACAACCGAAAGCAGUGGAACACAACUUAUGAAAUGUUGGUGGCUGCUUCUGAGUUGAAGGAAGUGUUUUCUUGCUUGGAUACCUCUGAUCCCGAUUAUGAGGAACCGCCGUCUAUGGAAGUAUGGAAGCAAGUAGAAACUCUCUGCGUAUACUUAAAACUCCUUUUUGACACAGCUACUGUUUUGACAGCUCCUGUUAUUCAAACAACAAACUUGUUUUUCCACGAAGCGUGGAAAAUUCAGUUGGAGCUGUCGCGUGGCAUUUCUAGCGAAGAUCCCUUCAUUAGCAACCUCACCAAACCAAUGCAAGAAAAGUUUGAUAAGUAUUGGAAAGAUUGCUGUUUAGUUUUAGCGAUUGCAGUGGUUAUGGACCCCAGGUUCAAGAUGAAGCUCGUUGAAUUUAGUUUCACGAAAAUCUACGGUGAUGAUGCUGCCAAUUAUGUCAAGAUCGUUGAUGAGGGAAUCCAUGAGCUCUUUCUUGAAUAUGUGUCUCUUCCUCUGCCUCUGACCCCUACCUACAUGGAAGUAGCAAAUGGCAUAAACAUUGGCCCUGAGGAUGCCAAUGGAGGAACAUUUCUAUCGAAUGAUGAGCUUGGCCUUACGGAUUUCGACAUGUUUAUAAUGGAGUCGGCAAGUCAGCAGUCAAGGUCGGAGUUGGAUCAAUAUCUGGAGGAGUCUCUGUUACCACGUGUCCAUGAAUUCGAUGUUUUGGGAUGGUGGAAACUAAACAAGACGAAGUACCCUACUCUGUCAAAGAUGGCUCGUGAUAUUUUGACGAUUCCGGUUUGUACCAUCGGUGGAGACUCAGUGUUUGACACGGCGAGGAAAGAGAUGGACAAUUACCGGUGCUCUUUACGACCAGAGACUUUGGAGGCUCUCCUAUGCGCCAAGGAUUGGCUCAAGUGCGAACCGGUUGAAACUUCGAAGUCGCUCGUUAAAGUGGAGUUCCCGAUUUAGUUUGUUUGAUUCUCAACAGGGUUUUUUCUUUCUUUCUUUCUUUCUUUCCCAUUUUAAUGGUAGGUUGAGGUGUUAGUCAUUCCUAGACAUGUAAUUGAUCAUCUUGCAUCCUUGUGCUUAUUAGGUAGAUGUCUUGUUACAGUUAGGGGGACCAUUUUGUAUGAUUCUAUGAGAACAUUGCUAUGCGGAGUCAUUUCAAUCAUAAAGAUGUGGUUUGAAA